Molecule: messenger RNA, 3624 nt
Organism: Centrocercus urophasianus (Greater sage-grouse)
Lineage: Eukaryota; Metazoa; Chordata; Aves; Galliformes; Phasianidae
Gene: ATG9A
Product: autophagy related 9A
Exons: 14
Coding region: 35-2587 (850 amino acids)
Biological process (GO): autophagy of mitochondrion; protein localization to phagophore assembly site
Cellular component (GO): autophagosome; phagophore assembly site
Source: RefSeq, a predicted model, not a curated record
CCGGGGCUGGGGCCGGCGGCGGCGGGGCCCGGCCAUGGCCCACCUGGAGACGCAGUACCAGCGGCUGGAGAGCUCCUCUACCGAAUCCCCGCCCGGCGGCGGCGAUCUCCUUGUGCACGUCCCGGAGGGCGCUAAGUCUCCCUGGCACCACAUAGAGAACCUAGACCUCUUCUUCUCUCGGGUCUAUAAUUUGCAUCAGAAGAAUGGCUUCACCUGCAUGCUCAUCGGAGAGAUCUUUGAGCUCAUGCAGUUCAUCUUCGUGGUGGCGUUUACCACCUUUCUUAUUAGCUGCGUUGAUUACGAUAUCCUUUUUGCCAACAAAGCGGUAAAUCACAGCCAGCAUCCCAGUGAGCCCAUAAAAGUGACUCUACCAGAUGCUUUCCUGCCUCCUAAUGUCUGCAGUGCAAGAAUCCAGGCAAACAGCUUCCUCAUCUGCAUCCUGGUGAUAGCUGGGGUUUUCUGGAUUCACAGACUUGUCAAAUUUAUCUACAACAUUUGUUGCUACUGGGAGAUUCACUCUUUCUACAUCAAUGCCCUCCGAAUCCCCAUGUCCAACUUGCCCUACUACACCUGGCAGGAGGUACAGGCCCGCAUCGUGCAGAUCCAGAAAGAGCACCAGAUCUGUAUCCACAAGAAGGAACUGACAGAGCUGGACAUCUACCACCGCAUCCUCCGCUUCAAGAACUACAUGGUGGCCAUGGUGAACAAGUCACUGCUGCCCAUCCGCUUCCGCCUGCCCCUGCUGGGAGACACCGUUUUCUACACGCGUGGGCUUAAGUAUAACUUUGAGCUCAUCUUCUUCUGGGGGCCUGGCUCACUCUUUGAGAACGAGUGGAGCCUGAAGGCUGAAUAUAAGCGGGCUGGGAAUCGCCUGGAGCUGGCUGAGAAGCUCAGCACUCGCAUCCUUUGGAUUGGCAUCGCCAACUUCCUCCUCUGCCCCCUCAUCCUCAUCUGGCAGAUCCUCUACGCCUUCUUCAGCUACACGGAGAUCCUGAAGCGGGAACCAGGCAGCCUGGGUGCCCGCUGCUGGUCUCUGUAUGGCCGCUGUUACCUCCGUCACUUCAACGAGCUAGACCAUGAACUGCAGUCACGUCUCAGCAAAGGUUACAAGCCAGCUUCCAAAUAUAUGAACUGUUUCAUCUCCCCUCUCCUCACUAUUGUGGCCAAAAACGUGGCCUUCUUUGCUGGCUCCAUCCUGGCAGUGCUCAUUGCUCUCACCAUCUAUGAUGAAGACGUGCUGGCGGUUGAACACGUCCUGACCACAGUCACCCUUCUCGGGGUGGGCAUCACAGUGUGCAGGUCUUUCAUCCCCGACCAGCACCUGGUGUUUUGCCCUGAGCAGCUGCUGCGAGUCAUCCUGGCACACAUCCACUACAUGCCUGACCACUGGCAGGGCAAUGCCCACCGCUAUGAGACGAGGGAUGAGUUUGCCCAGCUCUUCCAGUACAAAGCGGUUUUCAUCCUGGAGGAGCUUCUGAGUCCCAUCAUUACCCCCCUGAUCCUCAUCAUCUGCCUGCGUCCCAAAUCCUUGGACAUCGUUGAUUUUUUCCGCAACUUCACCGUGGAGGUGGUAGGGGUGGGUGACACCUGCUCCUUUGCCCAGAUGGACGUGCGCCAGCAUGGCCACCCAGCGUGGAUGUCAGCAGGGAAGACGGAGGCCUCCAUUUACCAGCAGGCUGAGGACGGCAAGACGGAGUUGUCCCUCAUGCACUUUGCCAUCACCAACCCCAAGUGGCAGCCACCCCGUGAGAGCACGGCCUUCAUCGGCUUCCUGAAGGAACGGGUGCAGCGGGACAGCAGCAUGGCACUGGCCCAGCAGGCUGUGCUCCCUGAAAAUGCCCUCUUCAGUUCCAUCCAGUCCCUGCAGUCAGAGUCAGAGCCUCACAGCCUGAUUGCCAAUGUGAUAGCGGGCUCCUCAGUGCUGGGAUUCCACAUGGGCCGUGAUGGACAGGCCUCUCGUCAUCUCUCUGAAGUGGCUUCAGCCCUGCGUUCCUUCUCCCCACUCCAGUCUGCCCAGCAGACCUCUGGUGGCUUUCAGACAGCAGGAAGAGAUGGAGAGGGAACCCAGCCUCGUGGUUCCAGUGCCAUGACAGCCUCUGGUGCUGAUGCGAGGACUGUGAGCUCAGGGAGCAGCGCCUGGGAGGGUCAGCUGCAGAGCAUGAUCCUGUCAGAGUAUGCCUCCACUGAGAUGAGUCUUCACGCACUCUACAUGCAUGAGUUGCACAAGCAGCAUGCCCAGCUGGAGCCUGAGAGGCACACCUGGCACCGGCGAGAGAGUGAUGAGAGUGGUGAGAGCACCCAUGAGGAGCUGGAUGGUCAGCGAGGUGCCCCUGUCCCCCUGCCUCGCUCUGCCAGCUAUCCCUUCUCGUCACGGCAGCCUGCUGAGGAGACAGCCACGCUGCAGACGGGCUUCCAGCGACGCUAUGGUGGCAUCACAGACCCAGGCACAGUGCACAGAGCCCCAUCACACUUCUCCCGCCUCCCACUGGGAGGCUGGGCUGAGGACGGGCAGUCAGCAAGACACCCAGAGCCUGUGCCAGAGGAGAGCUCAGAGGAUGAGCUUCCACCGCAGAUCCACAAGGUAUAGCCUUGCAGACUGGGGAUCUUGUGGGGGUUGCAGACUGGGAGCCGCCUGGGCAGCAGGAUGCAGUGUCAGCCCGAUUCCUCUCCUAUCCCAAGGGGAUAGGGUGGCCAUGGGCUCCAUUUUGUUGCCAUCAAUUGCUGAUGAGACAAAACUGCCAGGCAAGCAGCUGUCCAGCCGUGUGUCAAGUCAACGCCACUCUGACUGUUGUGGGGUGAAUGCGUGUGUGAGUACAUACAUGUGUCUGUGUUCACAUCUGUGUCGUCCGUGUCGGAGGAUCGCUGCAGAGCCGGUGACAGCUGACGGGACUGGCAGCGGGGAGCUGUGGAUGGGCUCGGAGCCUGCAGCGGCAGCUGCUGUUUGAAGGGAUGUGACAAGGCAUGAGCUCCAGAUGUCCGCCCAAGAGCUGGGACCCGCCUCCAAAAUGAAAGAAGGGAGCUGGUGUCCUCCGGGGAUGGCUGACAGCAGCGGGAGCUGUCGGAGCUGCCUUGCUCAGCCUGUAGCAGUGCUGAAACCACACCUGCAGCCCUGGGGAAGUGCCGUGCGCCGCAUUCCACCUCACAGGACCAAUGUUGCACACCUCAGUCUGGAACGGAACAGCAGUGGGGCAGUCAGCCACCCCUCUCUGUGCACAUGCGUUUACUGUCCCGGCAUCCUGCAGCAGGAUGGUCCUCAGCCGCUACUGUGUGCUUUGAGUUGGGAACAGCUCUGCUGCAGCUCCUCCCCAGCUCCUGUGACAUCUGCCCUGUCCCAGGCAUGCGGGAAAGGGUCCAUGGAGUGGCAGACCUGGGUCUCUGUCCCUCCCCGCUGGCAGCCUCCAUGCUCGCCCUCUGGCUUGGGCUAGAGCAGCACUUCCUGCCCUGCACGGUGCUCAGGGGUUAUGAGCUGCUCCCAGGCCCUCUUGCAGUGCCAAAGAGCUGGUGCAGCCUGAUGUCCCCUGGGAGUGCACGCAGCCCGCUUGGAGCCCACAGUGAAGGUCUUGUGCUCUGUGUGCUGAUUCCCUUCCCCCAGGCAUCAUAAAGGCCUUUUUCCUAUGCCCAGUC